AUGACCAGGGCUAGGAAAGGCACACUGGUGCAGUGUGAUCCCUCUAUACGUGCUUUGAUUUUAAGGAUGGAUGCUGAUAGAAACGAUAUCAUUUAUGAAGAACUUGAUGAUACUCAUUUAUUGGUGGACCCAAGCAAGGUCGAAUUCAUCAAGUAUGAAUUGAAUAGGUUGCUAUCCGAGAACAUUUAUAAUCCUUUGGAUGAGGAAGAAAAUGCUUAA
This is a messenger RNA of Kluyveromyces lactis, 219 nucleotides long. It is a transcript of the gene TFB5, whose product is annotated as TFIIH complex subunit TFB5. Gene Ontology annotation, biological process: nucleotide-excision repair; transcription by RNA polymerase II; transcription initiation at RNA polymerase II promoter. Lineage: Eukaryota; Fungi; Ascomycota; Saccharomycetes; Saccharomycetales; Saccharomycetaceae. The coding region runs from base 1 to 219 and encodes 72 amino acids. The record is from RefSeq and is a predicted model, not a curated record. Gene Ontology annotation, cellular component: transcription factor TFIIH holo complex; transcription factor TFIIH core complex. The transcript has a single exon.